This is a messenger RNA of Glycine soja, 2412 nucleotides long. RefSeq names its product protein POLLENLESS 3-like. The transcript has 5 exons. Bases 197 to 2005 code for a protein of 602 amino acids. Lineage: Eukaryota; Viridiplantae; Streptophyta; Magnoliopsida; Fabales; Fabaceae. The record is from RefSeq and is a predicted model, not a curated record. Gene Ontology annotation, molecular function: protein binding.
UUUUCUUCCUUUCACUUUCUAUCGUUUAAGCACUCAUUGUGCUUUUCGACCUCUGUUAAAUUCGUAAUCUUUCUCUCGUCCCCUUCACACCCUUCAACUAGAAGGAAGAAGAAGAAGUGGGGGAUCUCUUAAGUUGAAAAUUUCAAUCUUGUUCCUCUGGUUUCAGCGUUUUCUUGUCGAGAAAGUUCUUAUCACAAUGCAGUUUGAAAGAGGCUCUAUGGCGAGGUGCUACAUGACGCCGCCUCCACAGCCGCCAUCGUCGUGGAAGCCGCCACAUUCACAGUCCCCCAGUGUGCCGUUUUCAGAGAGAAAAAAAUCGCCAAAUUCUGCGAAUAAAAUUGAUCUUUUUCAUAUAAUUCACAAGGUUCCUGCUGGGGACUCACCUUAUGUUAAAGCCAAGCAAGUUCAGUUAGUGGAUAAGGAUCCGGGAAGAGCAAUUUCCUUGUUUUGGGCUGCCAUCAAUGCCCGAGAUCGUGUUGAAAGCGCCUUGAAGGAUAUGGCCUUGGUUAUGAAGCAAUUGAAUAGGUCAGAUGAGGCAAUUGAAGCUAUUCGAUCUUUCCGUCAUCUUUGUCCGUCAGAUUCUCGGGAUUCUCUGGACAACAUUUUGGUUGAGCUGUAUAAGAGGUCCGGAAGGAUCGAUGAAGAGAUCGCCAUGCUUCAUCACAAGUUGAAGCAAAUUGAAGAUGGCUUGACCUUUGUGGGAAGGACUACAAAACAAGCAAGAUCUCAAGGAAAGAAGAUUCAAAUAACUGCCGAGCAAGAGAUAUCGAGGAUAUUGGGAAAUUUGGCCUGGGCAUACUUGCAAAAAGGAGACUAUAAAGCAGCUGAAGAACAUUAUAGAAAAGCAUUGUCUUUUGAGGUUGAUAGGAACAAACAGUGCAAUCUGGCUAUAUGUUUAAUUCAUAUGAACAAGAUCAAAGAAGCAAAGUUUCUACUCCAGGCAGUUCGCACUGCUACAAAAAAUAGAAAGAUGGAUGAUUCCUUUGCCAAAUCAUUCGAACGAGCUUCUCAGAUGCUAAUUGAGAUAGAGACAUCAUCAUCAUCACAGAAUGCAGCAUUUUCAAUGACGACUAUGUCGCAGUGCUCUCCACAAAGCUUUGAGAACUCGAUUAGAAAGAGCUCUGAUAGAGUUCAGAGUGGGUCAGAAAGCCGGUCUGAGACCUCUGAGGGGGAUGUACCUCAUGCUAGGAGGAGAUUGUACCAGUCCCCUGAUCCUAGUAGAAGAGAUCUUAGUGUUCCUUGCACAAAACCAAAAAGAUGUUCAUGGGGAUUCAAUACUGGAUAUCGAAGGGAAGCUUGGGGUGAUGUCAAUUCAGAUUAUAAACCUUCAUUUGGGACUCCUCCUAAUGAUAAGCAUGCCACAAGGAUGCUAAACUCAAGAGAAAAUGGUUUGUCUUCUCCUGCCAAUGGGAAGUGGAGGGCAAUGACAUUGGAAGACCAGGCUAUACUAAAGCAUGAAGCUACAACAGCAACAAGUUCUGAUUCGUUGCAUGCUUUGAAUACGGAAGUAGCUAUGGAGUUUACUGAGAAGGAGAAAUCUGCUGCAGAUGACAGUAGCUAUAGAUCAAUACUGUCAGAAUCACAUGUCACAGUUGUGAAUGGUGCCAAUGAGUUUGCUUCAGGAAAAAGAAAACCUGAGAAGAAAAGUUGGGCUGACAUAGUAGAAGAAGAACAAAAUGAAGAAUAUGACUUCUUGAGUGGUUUCACAAAUUUUGAUGAUAAGAAUGGUGCAGAAGUUUUUAAUGAUGAAAAUGAAGACUCCAACAUAAUCUAUCCUAGUUCUUGGCUACAGAACCUGCCUGAAUGGUCAAACAAAAAGCUUGAAUCAUCGGAUAAGAAAGAUGACUAUGCAUCUGAGAGUACCAUUCUGUCAAGGAAUCCGACUGCAAGGCGUUCUUUGUGUUUCAACCCGGAACUGAUUGGGGAGAAGAAGCUAACUAGGAGAAGCAGGUUACAGGUAUUUCAGGAUAUUACUCUUCUCCCUGAAACCCCAAGAUUUGCCUAAGAUUUAUUUGCCUCUACACAAGUGUCCUAAUGGAUGGAGAAAGGAACAUUGCUAGGACUUCUUGGCUUAAUUACAGGAUCUUAUGGAUGGAGAAGGAUCACAUUGUUAAGACUUUUACUGGCUUAAUUACAGGAUCAUGGAUCUCAUUUACUGAAGGAAUUCUAUUAAUAUAGCUUAUUCUUUCAUUCAUACUCAUGUUUUUUCUUUUUUUUUGUAACAAGUUCUGUAAAUCCGUGUUCAUUUGCCCCAUUACUGUAAAAUAGUUCCCUCAGUUGUACUGAAACUGGAAGAGUGCCUAUUUCUGGUACACUCACAGAUUGUGCUUCAAUUUUCUAGUUUCAUUACUGAUAUUAUGUACUUCUUCUACAAUCAAUGAGAAAAAUUAUGCUUCUGUUUGUUGCUAUUAA